AUGGCUAAAAAAGGUAAGAAGGGAAGCAAAGCCGGAGGCGAUUGGGAAGAUGAUAUCGAAGAUCAACCCGUCGCUGAAGAGUUUGGAGCUUCAGCCGAAACUGAAGGUACUGAGGAAUCCUCCUCAGCUGAGCCAACAGUGGCAUCUGCCGAUGAUCUAUCCGGUGACUUCAUGUCCAUGCUGCGUAAGACAAAGAACAAGAAACAGCAAAAGGAGGAAGAGGUUGCCAAACCUACCGGUGGGCCAGUGAUCAAGUCCAAGAAGGAGAAAGAAAAGGAAAAGAAGGAAAAGGAGAAGCUCCGUAAGAAGCAACUUGCGGAUAAGAAGAAGCAGCAGGCCAAGGAGGCGGCCGGUGCAGACUCCAAAGAAUCCUCGCCAGCUCCGGCUGUUGAGGAAGCACCUGCACCUGUUGCUGCUGCUGCUCCAAAGGGCAAAAAAGUCCCAGCCGCAGUUGCUGCAUUAAGACGUCAAUUGGAGCUCCAAAAACAAGCCGAGGAGGAGCAGCGUCUUCUGGAUGAGCAGGAGGAGAAGCUUGCUGCUGAGGAACAGGCCAAGCGCGAGGCCGAGGAAAAAGAGAAGGAGGAGGCCAGAAAAAUCAAGAAGGAGAAAGAAAGACUCAAGAAGGAACAGCUCAAGGCUGAGGGCAAACUUCUCACCAAAAAACAGAAGCAGGAUAAACUUCUCCAAGAAAGAAGGAGGGAGCAGCUUCUGCUGAACAGCAACAUUGUGAUUGAAGGAUUGCAGAACAAAGAGUCAGCGAAGCCCAAAAAGGUUGUCUAUGGAAAGAAGAAGCCCAAGAAGACUGUUGAAGAGCAAACUCCUGAGCCUGAAGCUGUCAAGGAGACUGCUGGUGCCGACGAAGAGGAGGCUUUGGUAGAAGACUGGGAGAAGAUGGCCCUUGAAGAUGACGAGCCUGUUGCCGACAGCUGGGAAACUGCUCUGGAUGAAGAGGAGCCCAAGUCGGAAACUCCACAAACCGAGGUCGAGGAAGACGAGUCCGAGAAGCCUGCUCCAGUAGAGAAGGUCGAAGAGGUUGCUGUUGUGAAGGCUGAAGAGCCAGUCGUGGAGAUCAAGAGAUCCACCAAACAAUCCAAGAAAAGUCCAGCUGCCUCAACUCCUUCCACCAAUGAUCUUCGUUCUCCUAUCUGUUGUAUCUUGGGUCACGUUGAUACCGGUAAGACCAAGCUCCUGGAUAAGAUCCGUCAGACUAACGUCCAAGGUGGAGAAGCUGGUGGUAUCACCCAACAGAUCGGUGCCACAUACUUCCCAGUUGACGCUAUCAAACAGAAAACCGCGGUCAUGGCCUCUUACGAAAAGAUGGUGUACGAGGUUCCAGGUUUGUUAAUCAUCGAUACUCCAGGUCACGAGUCGUUCAGUAACCUGAGAUCCAGAGGUUCUUCUCUGUGUAACAUCGCCAUUCUGGUGAUCGAUAUUAUGCACGGAUUGGAACAGCAGACUCUGGAGUCCAUCCGUUUGUUGCGUGAGCGUAAGGCACCUUUUGUCGUUGCUCUUAACAAAAUUGACAGACUCUACAGCUGGCAAGAAACCCCAAACAACUCCUUCCGUGACUCUUUCAGCAAGCAGUCCAGAGCUGUUCAACAGGAGUUCGAAGACAGACUUACCAACAUCAAGGUUGCUCUUGCCGAACAGGGUCUUAACUCUGAGCUCUAUUUCCAGAACAGAAACCUGUCCAAAUACGUCUCGAUUGUCCCAACCUCUGCCGUCACCGGUGAGGGUGUUCCAGAUUUGCUGUGGUUGGUGUUGGAAUUGACCCAGAAGAGAAUGAGCAAGCAACUUAUGUACUUGUCCAAGAUCGAGGCUACAAUUCUGGAAGUUAAGGUGGUUGAAGGUUUGGGUACCACGAUCGACGUUGUGCUGUCCAACGGUAUCCUGAGGGAAGGAGAUAGAAUUGUCCUGUGUGGUAUGAACGGUCCAAUAGCAACCAAUAUCAGGGCUUUGUUGACUCCUCAGCCACUGAGAGAAUUGCGUAUCAAGUCUGAGUACGUGCACCACAAAGAGGUCAAGGCCGCUUUGGGUGUCAAGAUUGCAGCCAACGACUUGGAAAAGGCCGUGGCUGGUUCCAGAUUACUGGUUGUCGGUGAAGACGAUGAUGAGGAAGAAAUGUUGGACGAUGUUAUGGACGAUCUUUCGGGAUUGUUGGAUUCCGUCGACAGUUCAGGACGUGGUGUUACUGUCCAGGCCUCUACUCUGGGUUCCCUGGAAGCAUUGCUCGAUUUCUUGAAGGACAUGAAGAUCCCAGUCAUGUCGAUUGGUUUGGGUCCAGUUUACAAGAGAGAUGUGAUGAAGGCAUCGACCAUGUUGGAGAAGGCCAAGGAGUAUGCCGUGAUGCUGUGUUUCGAUGUCAAGAUCGACAAGGAAGCAGAGCAGUAUGCUGAGGAACAGGGAAUCAAGAUCUUCAACGCGGAUAUCAUCUACCACUUGUUUGACUCGUUUACUGCAUAUCAGAAGACUCUCAUGGAACAACGUCGUAAGGACUUCCUGGAGUACGCCAUCUUCCCAUGUGUUCUGAAGACCAUCCAGAUCAUCAAUAAGAGAAAUCCAAUGAUCAUUGGUGUUGAUGUCGUAGAAGGAGCGGUCAGGAUAGGAACCCCAAUCUGUGCGGUUCGUAUCGAUCCUGCCACGAAGGAGAGAAACGUGCUGUUGCUGGGUAAGGUCACCUCUUUGGAGGUGAACCACAAGAGUGAGAACACUGUGAAGAAGGGCCAGACUAACGCCGGUGUUGCUAUGCGUCUAGACAACCCUUCAGCUGCCCAGCCUACUUGGGGACGUCAUGUGGAUGAGACCGACAUGCUCUACUCGUUGGUCACCAGAAGGUCUAUCGACACCUUGAAGGACCCAGCCUUCCGUGACACGGUUUCGAGAGACGAUUGGUUGCUGUUGCGUCAACUGAAGAGUGUGUUUGAUAUUAAAUAA
Molecule: messenger RNA, 2934 nt
Organism: Kuraishia capsulata CBS 1993
Lineage: Eukaryota; Fungi; Ascomycota; Pichiomycetes; Pichiales; Pichiaceae
Exons: 2
Coding region: 1-2934 (977 amino acids)
Molecular function (GO): GTP binding; GTPase activity; translation initiation factor activity
Source: RefSeq, a predicted model, not a curated record